GCUACCGUCGCUCUUUCAUGGUGCGGAUCGUGUACACCGAACAAGCAAUAAUCGUCGCUCGCAUUCGACGCAGUGCAUCAGUCGGGAUUUCGGGAUACUGCAAGAGGAACGCAAAUUACGAGUCGUAGAGACAGACCGAGAGACUGAGAGUCGGGACCGCGUGUUAAACACUAGAACGCUUUUUUUCCGAAGCGUAACGAGUAGAGAAGCGGUAGAGAGAGGUAGAGCGAGAGGGAGAGUGAGAGCGAGAGCGAGAGAGUGAGAGCGAGUGUGAGAGAGAGAGAGAGAGUGAGAGAGGGCGAGAGAGUGAGAGAGAGCGCGAGGAGAGUGAGGAGAGGGAGAAGCGACAGCGCGGCAUCGCACCGAACGAGAAAAAACGGUGCCCCGACGCGGUUACUGGCGCUGCGAGAAGUCGGCGAAAUCCAUUGACAUUGGGGGAACGGCCAUUUUGGCGUGUUGUUUCCCACGAUCGAGUGCCCGAGGCGCGCACACGCAUAUACACACACGGCAUCGACGUCCAUUCGUUUUCAAGGAAAAGAUAGUAGAUAUACUACAAUAUUUCCAAAAUGAUGACCGAAACGCAUAUGAACUCUAACCAUAUGUUGAAUUCUGGUUUGUCUAAUAAAUCAGAGAUAGAGAAAAUGGAUGAUGUGGGUUGGAAAGCCAAAUUAAAGAUUCCACCAAAGGAUAAAAGAAUUAAAACAAGUGAUGUUACCGACACACGUGGUAACGAGUUCGAAGAAUUUUGCCUAAAACGAGAACUAUUGAUGGGAAUUUUUGAAAAGGGAUGGGAGAAGCCAUCGCCGAUCCAAGAAGCUAGUAUUCCUAUUGCACUUUCUGGUAAGGACAUCUUGGCACGAGCGAAAAAUGGAACUGGUAAAACUGGAGCGUACUCAAUUCCAGUGCUGGAACAGGUUGACCCGAGGAAAGACGUAAUCCAAGCACUGGUAAUUGUGCCUACAAGAGAAUUAGCGCUACAAACAUCACAGAUUUGUAUUGAGCUCGCAAAGCACAUGGAUAUAAAAGUUAUGGUUACUACUGGAGGAACUAACUUACGAGACGACAUUAUGAGGAUUUAUCAAAAAGUACAAGUGAUAAUCGCAACGCCAGGAAGGAUCCUUGAUCUGAUGGACAAGAAUGUGGCAAAUAUGGAGCAUUGUAAAAUUCUAGUUUUGGACGAAGCAGAUAAGCUGCUGUCGCAAGACUUCAAAGGAAUGUUGGAUCAUGUAAUAUCGAGAUUACCACAUGAGCGUCAGAUUUUGCUGUAUUCAGCUACGUUUCCUCUGACUGUGAAACAAUUUAUGGAGAAACACUUGAGAGAUCCAUAUGAGAUUAAUUUAAUGGAAGAGUUGACUUUGAAAGGCGUAACACAAUAUUACGCUUUUGUACAGGAACGACAAAAAGUUCACUGCCUUAACACGCUAUUCUCCAAGCUGCAAAUAACGCAAAGCAUAAUCUUCUGUAAUUCAACGCAACGCGUCGAAUUGCUGGCUAAGAAAAUAACAGACCUUGGGUAUUGCUGUUAUUAUAUACACGCGAAAAUGGCGCAGGCACACCGAAAUCGCGUAUUCCAUGAUUUCCGUGCAGGAUUAUGCCGAAAUCUUGUGAGCAGUGAUCUAUUUACCCGCGGUAUUGAUGUUCAAGCUGUGAACGUCGUAAUCAAUUUUGACUUUCCGAAGAUGGCAGAGACAUAUCUGCAUCGAAUCGGCCGAUCUGGAAGAUUCGGCCACUUAGGUAUAGCAAUUAACCUAAUCACGUAUGAAGAUCGCUUCAACCUACACCGUAUCGAACAAGAGCUUGGAACAGAAAUUAAACCUAUCCCAAAGGUGAUAGACCCCAGUUUGUACGUGGCGAGACCAGAAGACAAUAAUAGUAUGGAAGAAGGCAACGUGUCCAAGUAGUUUCGAUGCAUUGUGGUAAAAUGAAGCUUCACACACGCUCAAAGAGUUUAAAGUGUGUGUCAAAGUGUGUCAAAGAGUGAGUUUACUUGUAAAUAAAACGUACUAAGUAUGAGUAAUGAUGAGUUGAGUGAUUGAAGUGUCGGGCAAAUGUCAGUGCGAAUCAUUUCUUUGUACAUAAAUACAUUUAAAUGUACAUAAGCUAAAGCAAAUCAGAGUCAAGCCAUUAUCAAGAUGCACAAUAUGUAAACAGAUAUGUGAAUAACAUAAUAAUCAAUCAUUGCAUUUUAUCAUAACUGUAAAUACUACAUGCGAGGACAUACAACAUCGUUUUAAUAGAGGAUUUUUAUACAACGGCUUCAUUCUUCCAGUAUUUUUUUUCCUUCUGUUGUUGUGUAACAAUGAAGAAGAGGGCAUAUAUGAUUUAGAAAAUCUAUCGGCCAAUCUCACCGAGUACAACAUACUGAUUCACAUGUGCUCAUUACUUUUGUACUGUCAUGCAUAUAUAAAUUGUCCUUAAUACCAAUAAGGUCGUGUGUAUAUAUAUACAUAUAUAUAAAUUGCCCUUAGCGAUUUAUAAAAUUUGGAUAUUAAAUAUCAGUUGUAAUAUUUGAUCAUGGCUUGAUUUUGCUAUCUGUCAAUAUUGUCAUACAACUCUGAAAUUCAAAUCACUUGUCAACGCUUAAACUAUCUUUUUCUGUUCAUUCAACCGCUAAUGGAAUUUGCUUUUCCUUUUUUUUUUCUUUUUUUAAAAACGCAAUUGGAUUUUCUUUUUACUAUAUCGUGAUUGAGAAUCAGAGGUUGUACAAUUGACUAGUUUUAUAUAAUUAUUUUUUUAUAAAGAACUGGCUGGUGGAUUCCCUAACAAAAAAAGAGGUUCUAUGGCUGAUGCUGAUAAUAACGUAUAUGUCCAAUCGCAGCCUACGUUUAAUUAUACAACAACAGUCUAUCGAGGCUAAAAUUGAGAACUAACAAAUUGCGAGGAUUUAUUGCUAAAAUUAAUAGAAAGACGCGGAAAACGCGGAAUAAAUGGAUUGCAAGUGAAUGCACAUGAGGAACUGACAGCUCACACUAAAAUGUGAGCUUAAGGGUGCACUGUGAAAUACUCUAUCUCUCGUGAAAGAUAAAAUAACUGCCAAAGUUAUUGUAUUAUUGAUAAUAUCAACAUAGAAUCUCUAGAGAUCUCCAUGAAAUUAUGGCUAAACACGAGAAAGAGUAGAAAAAUAUGCAAGAAAUGUACUGUUUGGUAUGCAUGACUAUUAUAGGUGAAAUUUAAGAAUUCGAAAGCCACCAGCCAAUAUGACUUAGGUUUUUGGAUGCGAAAGAUAUGGAACAAUAUGCGAUACCAGAAUAUUUCAUAUUUGAGGGGAAUCCUCUUUGAAUGGAAUAUUAACGGUGACGAGAAGGCGGUUUAAAAUGUAUUUAGGGCUGUAAUAUCAGGCACUGUGAGCUUAUCACGGAAACUGUAGAUAAUAGAUAAACAGUAAUGAGAUAACUGCUGACACAAAAAAAGAGAAAACUGAAAUUGCAAAUUGAAUAUUGUGAACAGAUGUGUACAGAACGUUGAUCUGGACGAAUGGUUGUUCAUGCUCGCUGCCUUCAACCUUCGACCAAUAUACGUAAUUUUCGUUCGUAGCGACACCGAGUACAUGGCUUAAGUUUGACGCAAAUUCUAAGUAUAUUUUCGAGUCGAGAUAUUUCGCGAAUCUCCAUUUUCGUAGAGGGUUCCAUCGUCAGCUGAAUAUCGAGAGACAGAUUUCGCAUUUUUGUAAAAUCUAAUGUAAAUGAAUAUGCGCUAUCAUACUCGCGAGUUUAGCUUAUCAUGGGCUUUGCAAGUUCUCUUCUCGUCUUACGAAAUGUAAUUCAUUUCGUGUAUACAACUCUACGAUUCUGGAAAAUUUACACAUUCUUGAUUGCGUAUGCCAUAAAUCUGACUCGUCAAUAUAACAUGAAAAAAGAAAUAUUUAGGUAAACGUAACACAAUCCUCGCGCGAUUACUGCUUUUGUUUACCGCGGAUUUAUUGCAAAUCGAAUUAUAAGUUGCAAAAUAAUCGUUCACCGCGGAUUUAUUGCAAAGCGAGUUUUAAGUUGCAAAAUAAUCACAACUUAACCGCGUAAGAAGUUACUAAAUAAUCACAUCGGGUUACAAGUUGCAAAGCAAUCGCACUUGCGACUUAUUGCCCGGUUUGUAGACACAUACACGUGCAUUUGUGAUUUCUGCGCGAUUCCUGGAUGAAAGGAAGAUAAAUUAAUAUAACGUAUCGCGCUAAGAUUGAACUCGACCGAAGACGACGAUUGAAAUACGUUGAAAUACGAUGUACCGUACUCAACAACCGUUACGCGUCUUUCUAUUUCUAUUUGCUUCCUCGAUAGUCUUCGAUUCGGCAAAAUUUUUCUAACAACAUAUUUAGCUAUUGUUGUAACUACUAUACAGGCAGAUAAAUAUCUAUUGAGUACAGGCGAGAAGUCAGUAUUGAUAUUGCGAGAGUUUCGUUAUCGGUGAUGUCCAUUAACGAUUACGAUCGAAUGAUCUCUGAUCUAUUCAGAACGCUGUCUUCUGCUUGACCGAGAUAACGAAAGCAAAUAAUCUGCCAGAUAAUGAUGGUGCCCCGUUGACUACAUAAAAUGAACAACCAAAGCAGACCGGAAGACCAACAAUUAUAUCUGCUAUACGAUUUGAUAAUUUAUUGAGUUCUUUUUUGUGUCACUGUUAAUGCAAAGAUACUGUAAUGAAUUAAGCUAAUGUGCGAUUUUGUUGAUCAAAUAAUCUGUCGCCCACUGCAUAUUAAUUUGAUCGAUCGGAAUCGCAUACGAUUGCGUCAUAGUCUAAUAUUACGGUCCCCUUUCAUUUUAUUAUCUACUUAAUAUACAAACGUAAAUGGGUUCAAUGUAAUAACAAUUGUUUCGCCAAACGAUCUGAUCCGCGAAAUGUUCCCAUUUACAAACUACGAAAAAUCUGCUCUUAUUCUAUUAGCUUCUCCUGUUGUUUUGCUUACGGCGAUUCUUUGAAAAUUCUUUUGGCAAUAUUACAUAGACUAAGAAGAAAAUACUUAGUCUUACUGCGCUGUAAUUGGAAACAUCGAUAGAUCCAUUUUAUGGAGUCUAUUUUGCGAAAUGUAUUUUAUUCAGCUUUCGAAAGAGUCAAUAAGCUAAUAAGUGGCUAAUAAGCAAGCGGUUCAACUUUUUUGAUUUUAUAAAAAUUUUACAAACUAUUCUAUUCCAAUCAAAAAUUAUUUCUAACCAAAAAUUCUUACUGAUCUUUAAAUGUGAUCGAUGCACGAUGUUCGUACAUUUCACCCAUACAAAAAAUUGUAAACGAAAACUCGUCCAUUGAUAUUAAAAAUCUACAAAUUUGCGUGCUGUAUUUGACUCUUUCUAAAGAAUGAUGUUUAUGCGAAGUAUAUAAACUUAGAAAAAAGUGGGCUUAAAAAAAUCAAAAAAAAAAAAGAAGAGAAAGAAACAUUGAUUAGCAAUGUUAUGUGAGCAGACUGAAGAACGUGGUAAUUUUAUAAUCUUUACCUCUCUUGCAGCCAUACCUAUAUAUUGCCUAUAUUCUAAAUUACAGACGAGUAUCCUUUUCUGAAAAAAAUUCUGGAAAAUAAAGUUAAUGAGUAUGUUCGUGGCGCGUUUCACAGUUGCAAGUUGCCAAAGUAAACAUUUUUUACUUUGGUAUAUUUUACCACGUCUUCACGUCUGCUCCAUGAGGUAUAUUCAAGUGCGGUUCCCGCAACUAAUCUUGGAUAUAACAAGGAGUGCCCUUGAUAUGAAAGUAAGCGAGUGUAAUUCGUGCGACGUAGAAAUACCUACGGAAGAUUUCGGAAGUAAAUGUGUUAACAUCCGGGUAUAUGCGAGAAUUGCGGAGGACUCUCUCCGAUCCCAUCCAGGGGAGGGUAAAUUCUACUUCUCAAUAUCUACGAUUUAAAUCGUAAGUGUGAAGGGGAACAUCAUAAGAACGAGCUCUCUAACAGCACAUCUAGAUCUCGUACCUUCGCCUGAAUUUAUUUCCAUUGGUUGAUCCAAUGCGGCGAGCUGCGUGUAAGCACAUUCCCAACAAACGAGCCGAGAAUUGAUCGCAUCGGAGGUUUAAACAUCUAAACAAACGAUCUUUCCGCGUUCGAAUAACAUACGCAGCUCGAUAAUAAUAUUGGAAUUAGAUCUCCAAUAUACAUAAAAUAUUUUUAAAAAAGCAAAAAAAAAAUAAUUCGUUCGAAAUGUAAAAGUCAGUUUAUUGACUAUCCUGCUUUACCGUUUUGUUAAAGAACUUAUUAUUUACACUUGUUUUUAAAAAAAAUUGUAAUAAUCACUCAAAUGUCAUAUCUGAACGGCUACUAUAUAAUGUGAUAUUUUGUUACUAUUAUUAAUAUUGCUGCUAUUAACGAUAUAUGAACGAAGGAUUUUCGACCCUGUGUAACGGACAUCGAUUUAUUUUGUGACGUUGAAAUCUCUGAGUUUGUUGUUCGUAAAUUGCAAGCGACAUAAGAUUGCGAAAUUUCUCUUGGAAUUCUAGAAACAACUUGUUGAAUUUUAUAAUUGAUGCAAUUAGGAUUACACGAUUAAUGAAACUAAAAAGUGCGUCUCUAAAUGGAUAAUAAAAUGAUUUCGCAGUAUUAUGUAGCUUGCAUAUCAUUUACAAAUAACUCGCGGCUCACGCGUAAUUGUGCGCAGAUGAAAUACUCUCUGUAUUUCUGAUUUUUAUGUGCAUUUGUCAAGACAAUAUUCUCAUUGUGUGUUAUCCUUUCGGAAUCUGUAAGCGGUAUAAAACAAAAUUAUAAAUAGGUUUUCUUGUUCUAAGUAACAUUACCGUUUUUCUUUCUUCAAAUUGUAAAGAUGGGUUUGCGCGUGACUAUGAAAAGAACUUUUUUUUUUUAUUUGUCUUCGCUAUUCUGUUAGCUCAAACCCAUUCUAAUAAGUCGUGUCAAUUUUGUUUCCUUGAAGGGACAGAACAGCUCAACUGUCGUCCCUUAAUAAAAAUUCUGUUUCAGUACACACAAUA
This is a messenger RNA of Temnothorax curvispinosus, 6891 nucleotides long. RefSeq names its product putative ATP-dependent RNA helicase me31b (gene me31B). The transcript is spliced from 8 exons. Gene Ontology annotation, molecular function: mRNA binding; RNA helicase activity; ATP binding. Lineage: Eukaryota; Metazoa; Arthropoda; Insecta; Hymenoptera; Formicidae. The record is from RefSeq and is a predicted model, not a curated record. Bases 567 to 1901 code for a protein of 444 amino acids. Gene Ontology annotation, biological process: P-body assembly; cytoplasmic stress granule assembly. Gene Ontology annotation, cellular component: cytoplasmic stress granule; P-body.